UGCCAUCUAUCUAUCUAUCUAUCUAUCUAUCUAUCUAUCUAUCUAUCUAUCUAUCUAUCUAUCUAUCUCAGUCCCGUUCAAUGUCCAUCAAUUUCUUUCUUUCUUUCUUUCUUUCUUUCUUUCUUUCUUUCUUUGUAACACAGUUCCUUUCCAUCUAUUUCAGUGCAUCCAUUUCUAUCUAUCUAUCUAUCUAUCUAUCUAUCUAUCUAUCUAACACAGUCCCGUUCAAUUGCAUCCAUUUCUAUCUAUCUAUCUAUCUAUCUAUCUAUCUAUCUAUCUAUCUAUCCAACACGGCCACUUUUCUAUCUGUGUCCAUCAAUUUCUAUCUAUCUAUCUAUCUAUCUAUCUAUCUAUCUAUCUAUCUAUCUAUCUAUCUAUCUAUCUCUCAGUGCUUUCUAUCUAACAGUCCCUUUAUAUCUAUCUAUCUAUCUAUCUAUCUAUCUAUCUAUUUAUCUAUCUAUCUUCUAGAUCCCUUCAUAUCUAUCUAUCUAUCUAUCUAUCUGUAUUCUUAUUUUAUUCUUUUAUAUCUCUUUCGGUUUUUGUUAGAUACCGUCGGCCAUGACGCGACUGCCAUUCAUUUGAUUAAACAGAAAGCUACAAACGAAAAAGAAUAA
Messenger RNA from Acanthosepion pharaonis, 614 nucleotides. Lineage: Eukaryota; Metazoa; Mollusca; Cephalopoda; Sepiida; Sepiidae. The record is from the annotation of a GenBank genome assembly.